Oryzias melastigma (Indian medaka) is the source of this 1187-nucleotide messenger RNA. Its product is annotated as microfibril-associated glycoprotein 4. Bases 93 to 830 code for a protein of 245 amino acids. Gene Ontology annotation, biological process: elastic fiber assembly. The record is from RefSeq and is a predicted model, not a curated record. The transcript has 5 exons. Lineage: Eukaryota; Metazoa; Chordata; Actinopteri; Beloniformes; Adrianichthyidae.
UAAGAUAAUAUAAGAUAAUGUUGUCAGACACGCCCUGCAUGUUCUAUUUUUAAGCGUCCUGCUUCCCACAGAAACUCCACAGACCCACAAUCAUGAUUCAGGUUGCAUUAUUUGUAGUUCUGCUUGGGCUCACAGCCUCAGUGCAGGCCAACUCCAAAUUCUACCUGCCCAUUGACUGCGAAGACAUCUAUUGCCAUGACAACACAAGCUCCAGCGGAGUGUACACAAUCUACCCCGGAGGUCCCACCAGCCCGCUGCAUGUCUACUGCGACAUGCGGACGGAUGGAGGGCGAUGGACGGUUUUUGUCCGCAGGUUUGAUGGAUCAGAAAACUUCUUCAGGCCCUGGAAGUCCUACAAGGCUGGGUUUGGUAAUGUCGCUGGAGAAUAUUGGCUGGGGCUGGAGAAUAUCUUCCUGUUGACCAUGAGGAAGGAAAAUGAACUGCGAGUGGACAUGGAGGACUGGGAUGGGACCUUGGCUUCUGCUAAGUACUCCUCCUUCUCCAUUGACUCAGAGCAUAAUGGCUAUCAGCUUCACCUGGGCAGCUUCAGUGGUGGAAAUGCAGGUGACAGUUUAGGUAACCAAAACUCCAUGAAGUUCACUACAUAUGACAAAGACCAGGACCAGUGGGAGAAUAACUGUGCACGGCAAUUCCUCGGUGGAUUCUGGUACAAUAAAUGCCACGCUACCAACCCCACUGGCAUGUACGCACCUAAUGGUGUCUUCCCAUUCAGAAAUGUUCAAGUGAUUUGGUCCACAUGGAAGGGCUUGAACUACGGCCUGAAGUCCAUUGCAAUGAAGAUACGAUCAGUUUCUAAGUGUCCGUGCUAACAUUAGUACAGUUAGCAGGAGAGAUUGUUUUUCAUAAGCAGAGCCACUUUUUAUGGUUUAUCUAUUUUUUUUCCGAUUAGAUAGUUUGGAGGCAUCUCAUUGUGCAUCUGUUCAUUUUUAAAACCUACAGGAAUUUAUGGUUUUAGUUUUGGCCAGAUGUGGUAUUUUAAACAUUGUUCGAGAGUUAAUCUGAUAUUGUGUCAACUAUAUGUUAAAUAAAAUAUCAAAUCAAAUGUCAAAUGUAAAAUUUGUUUUGUUUUGUUAUUCUUAAGAGAAGGAAAUAAAAAACUAGGAAGAUUGUGAUACAAAACUAGGAAACACAUGAGUGGAAACCUGUAAAUAAAAACUUUUGCUUCA